This is a messenger RNA of Lactuca sativa (garden lettuce), 1326 nucleotides long. RefSeq lists its product as uncharacterized. Gene Ontology annotation, biological process: Golgi vesicle transport. The record is from RefSeq and is a predicted model, not a curated record. Gene Ontology annotation, cellular component: membrane. NCBI's taxonomy places the organism in Eukaryota, Viridiplantae, Streptophyta, Magnoliopsida, Asterales, Asteraceae.
AUACCUCCCACCCUGUCUCUAUCUCUGUUCUCCCCUCUCUCUCUCCCUCCUCCUUAGCUUUCUCUCUCUUCUUUCUUCUCUUCUUUGCUUAAAGAAAGCAAAGAAGAGAGGAAGAAGAGAACCCCUUCCUAAUCCAACCUCCAAAUUUUUUCACGAAACAUAUACCAAAAAGAUCAAAAACAAACGAAAUCCCAUUUAAUUUUUGAGAAAUUCACGAAAAUAUGUUGGUAGCGAACACCUUUGAUCUAUGGCAGAAAGACAUCUUCUUUUCAGCCGCAGAGGAGGUUCAGGCAUCUGCAGAUAUAAUGGAGUCAGCUUAUAGGACAUGGGUUAGACAGAAGAGGGAAGGGAUAUCAUCCAUUGCUGUAGAUGAGCUUUGUAGGGAGCUUCAAACUGCUUUAGCCACAGCAAAAUGGCAGUUGGAUGAAUUUCAAAGAGCUGUAAGAAUGAGCUACAGAAACGUCGACGAAAUUAGGUCAACGAGACAUGAACAGUUCGUUUCCGCCAUAGCUACCCAGAUUUCAGGAGUCGAAGAAGCAUUGAAAGAGUAUUUCAGUGACGGAGUCAGAAAACCACUUCGUUGGGUGAAUUUGGAUGAAGACGAACGUGAUGACUUAGCUAUGUUUCUCUCCGGGAAUCCAGGAAGCUCAAAUAGCACAAAAGACUCGGAUUCUGAUAUUAAAGAUUCUUCGAAAAAAGAUAGCCCAAAAAAAACAAAUUAUAUCACAAGUUGUAAAGAUGUUAGCCAUGAAGUAUUGGGAACUAGUGAUGGUUCUUCAUGUGAUAAGAAGGCAAGUUCUAGAAGAACAUGGGGUUCACAAGAUGUUGGCACACUAAAGAUUACAAUUGGUCAUGAUAAUGAAGAAAAGAAAUCAUUAAUUGUGAAUAGUGAGUCCACAUCGAAAGAUAAAGGUUAUUUAUGGAGACCAAGAUGUGGGAAUUAUAGGAUCAACCAGAUAUUUAAAAGGGCUGUUGGUGGUCAAAGGCAACUACAGACCUCAAUACAUUUGCACAGAAGUUGUUCAUUUCGAGUCAUGCUUGUUUCCAUGCUAACAAUCUUUUUGAUUGUGCCAUUUGUAUUCAUAAAGUAUUCCAAUUGAGCAUGAUAUUCCCAGUUCUCAUCAACAAGAUAAAAGGAGAGGUUGAAAUCAACAAAGCUAUCAAGACUUCUACAACUAAUAUUCAAAUGUAACCAUGAAAAAACCGAAAAGUUUUCAAGAUUAUAUGGUAUAGCUUCUAGGGCAUGUGGUAGGGUUAUAUACUUGUAAAAGAUGAUGAUGUAAUGUGUGCUUCAUAAAUACAGUUUGUGGAACAAUAUUCUCAGAA